This is a messenger RNA of Uranotaenia lowii, 2538 nucleotides long. Its product is annotated as ATP-dependent 6-phosphofructokinase-like. The record is from RefSeq and is a predicted model, not a curated record. Gene Ontology annotation, molecular function: ATP binding; identical protein binding; AMP binding. Gene Ontology annotation, cellular component: 6-phosphofructokinase complex. NCBI's taxonomy places the organism in Eukaryota, Metazoa, Arthropoda, Insecta, Diptera, Culicidae. Gene Ontology annotation, biological process: fructose 1,6-bisphosphate metabolic process; canonical glycolysis; fructose 6-phosphate metabolic process. The coding region runs from base 16 to 1506 and encodes 496 amino acids. The transcript is spliced from 3 exons.
UUUCGUCAAAGGUCGAUGGUUAACCAUACCUUACAAAACAUUUCAUCAAUUUUUUCCUAUUCUUUCCGCUAUCCACAGGGCUGUCGCAUGGGAGCCGAGGCUGUGCUGGCGCUGAUGGAAGCCGACGAGAACACCGAACCAUGUGUAGUCUCCCUUGAUGGUAACCAAGCCGUCCGGGUGCCUCUGAUGGAGUGUGUCCAGCGUACCAAAUCCGUAGCCCAAGCUAUGGCCGACAAGAACUGGGAUCUGGCCGUUCAGCUGCGUGGGCGUUCGUUCGCCCGGAACCUGGAAACGUACAAGAUGUUGACCCGCCUGAAGCCCCCGAAGAGCGCCUUCGACGAGCAGGGCCGCGGUGUCGGUGGCUACACGAUGGCCGUCAUGCAUAUCGGUGCACCGGCUUGCGGAAUGAACGCUGCUGUGAGGUCCUUUGUGAGAAAUUGCAUUUACCGUGGCGAUACGGUGAUGGGUGUCCAUGACGGUAUCGAGGGCUUGGUUUCCGGUAACAUCAACAAGAUGGACUGGUCCGAUGUGACCGGAUGGGUCGGCCAGGGUGGUGCUUUCCUGGGUACCAAGCGUACCUUGCCGGAGGGCAAGUUUAAGGAAAUCGCUGCGCAGUUGAAGAAGUUUGGAAUUCAGGCUUUGUUGAUUAUCGGUGGGUUUGAGGCUUAUCACGCCGCUGGUCAGAUGGCCGAUCAACGGGAUAACUUUAAGGAAUUCUGUAUUCCAAUUGUGGUUAUUCCGUCGACUAUUUCGAACAACGUGCCCGGAACGGAGUUCUCGCUGGGUGCUGAUACCGGUUUGAAUGAAAUCACGGAAAUUUGUGAUCGCAUCCGUCAGUCUGCUCAGGGAACCAAGCGUCGUGUCUUCGUCAUCGAGACCAUGGGUGGAUACUGCGGUUAUUUGGCUACCCUCGCUGGUUUGGCCGGUGGCGCUGAUGCGGCCUAUAUUUACGAGGAGAAGUUCUCGAUCAAGGAUCUGCAGCAGGAUGUGUACCAUAUGGCUUCCAAGAUGGGCGACGGAGUGCAGCGUGGUCUGAUUCUGCGCAACGAGAAGGCCUCGGACAACUACAACACCGAGUUCAUCUUCCGGCUGUAUUCGGAGGAGGGCAAGGGACUGUUCAGCACCCGAAUGAAUGUGUUGGGUCACAUGCAGCAGGGUGGCUCGCCGACUCCGUUCGAUCGUAACAUGGGAACCAAGAUGGCGGCCAAGUGCGUCGAGUGGUUGGUCGAACAGCUGAAGGCCAACACCCAACCGGACGGCAGCAUCAAUGCGAAAUCGCCGGAGAGUGCCUGCUUGCUGGGACUGGUCCGCCGCCAGUACAAAUUUUCACCUCUGAAGGAGCUGAUUUCGGAAACCAACUUCGAUCAACGUAUCCCCAAGGCACAAUGGUGGUUGAAGUUGCGUCCCCUGCUGAGAAUCUUGGCCAAGCACGAUUCAACCUACGAGGAGGAAGGUCUGUACAUCACCGUCGACGAAGAAAUGUCCACCGAUUCACCGGUAGCCUAAGCAUGUUCUACCCAGCCAUCAGAAUGAGAAAAGUAAUCGAUAACAGUAGGUCCAAGCUAACCAAAGUAUUUUACUACUUAAUUCGGUAGUAGUAAAUGUGUUCAACUACUGAUCGGAGUAGUAAAAUGUUGCACCUACGAACUUUUGGAAAAGAUGCAAGAACCGGAUAAGAUAAAAGGAAUGGUCCAGUUGUGGUAACAACAGCUGAUAAGAGAAUAACCAAAACAUCAUAAAUCGGUAUUAGACUUUACUGCAUAGUCCCGUACGCUGUAAUACUGUUAGGGCAUUCUAAUGUCUCACAAAAAAGUACCCAAAGAAAAAUACCUCAAAAAACGAACGAUCAAACAAACCAGCGGCCAUACAACAAACAAUAUAUAAUGCAGGCAGGGUCGUUCAGAAUCAGAUAUCAAUUAAUUAUGCUUACUCUAUUGUUUGUUUAGGCGCAUGUCAGAAGAUAUUGAAAAUUGAUCUUGUAAUAUGAUUUGAAAUGUGCCCCUGUGCACAAUACCUAUUAGCCAGUUUUGUUUAGCCAAGUAGCAAAUUUACUGCUAUAGAUUUAAAAUAUAGUGUGUUUAUUUUGUAAGGCUUUUAAACUCUCCCACUAUCGAUAGUAGUUUUAGUUAAUUUCGUUCUCCUCAUCAUGACAAAAAAACCCGUCGCGCAUCCCAACAAAGUUUACACAAAACUCUAAAACCCAUUCGCCACUAAGUUUAAAUAUUUAUUUCAAUUGCCCUUCUUUGUUAACUUUCUUCUUCUGUGUAGAACAAAGUAUUAUUUUGCCUGUUUUGUUUAGAUUCGUCUCUUCUUUCAGUUCACAUGGUGAGUUUGAGAAAGCAAAAUCAAUGUUAUAAAAAUAAAUAAAGAAUUUUAUUUUGUUGUUCUAAAAAAUGAAUCACAAAGAAAUACUAAAUAUCUCACCAAUGCUUUAGCAGCAAUGGAACGAAAAUGUGUUUAUGCAACAUAGAUAAAUGAAACAAUGUUACAAUGUCUUGAGAAACAGAAAGUUGCUAAUAAAAUGGUACAAUAAAUAGA